CCGAGCUUCACUUGUUCAUGCUCCUGCGACGACUGCAACGCGGCUUGGCCGGCGCUGGCUUUGCCACCAAGGCGACCGACCUGCUCACGCCCAAGAUGCAGCGCAAGAUCGAGUCGUUCGUUGAGAUCGUCCGAAUCCAGCGCGCAGAGCAAGCCGCGACCUCGGACUACACGAUCGUGCCCACAACAAUGCGGAUUCCGAACGCCGAGCCGUGGCCCACCGACCUCCGCGGCAAGUACUUUCCAUACACGGACAUUCGAAAGCUGCAUCGUGACGGUCUUCUUCCGCCCGACGUCGAGGCGGAGCUUGAGGCCAUGCGGUUUGUCUGGGACGUGAAUACGCUCAAGUGGCAGCUCAAGAUCGAUGCGCUCACUGUGUACAAGUCGCUGUAUGGCGAUACGUACGUACCAUACAAGUUUGUGUGUCCCGCCGAGGCGCCGUGGCCGCGGGACACGUGGCACGCGCCGCUCGGUAAACAGGUCUCCAACAUCCUCAAGGACUUCCACAGCUCGAGGCGCGUUAGGACCCAAGUGUUCAACAACCCGACACCGCGCCAAGCGCAGCUCAUUGCACUUGACUUUGAUUGGGAAGGCUCGGGCUACAGCUAAAUGCAUCAUCUUUGA
Messenger RNA from Saprolegnia parasitica CBS 223.65, 623 nucleotides. RefSeq lists its product as hypothetical. Bases 18 to 608 code for a protein of 196 amino acids. The record is from RefSeq and is a predicted model, not a curated record. NCBI's taxonomy places the organism in Eukaryota, Oomycota, Saprolegniomycetes, Saprolegniales, Saprolegniaceae. The transcript has a single exon.